Drosophila grimshawi is the source of this 2209-nucleotide messenger RNA. It is a transcript of the gene nonA, whose product is annotated as protein no-on-transient A. The record is from RefSeq and is a predicted model, not a curated record. The transcript has 5 exons. Bases 45 to 2063 code for a protein of 672 amino acids. Lineage: Eukaryota; Metazoa; Arthropoda; Insecta; Diptera; Drosophilidae. Gene Ontology annotation, biological process: regulation of DNA-templated transcription. Gene Ontology annotation, molecular function: RNA binding. Gene Ontology annotation, cellular component: nucleus.
CGGUUGUGUAAUUAAAGAUAGUAGUUUUUCCCAUCGAUAUUGGAAUGGAAAAUUCGGUGAAAAUGGAUAAUUUAGCACCAUUGCCACAGCGCCAAGCAAGAGCUAGAGCUCAGGCAAAUAAGAAUAUCGGCAAACAUGGUCCACAAAAGCCAAACGAAGUUGUCUCAGACGGUGGCUUGCCUGAAAAAAGACCACGAUUUUGCCAGAAUAAUCAGAAUGGCGGUGGUGGAGGCGGCGGCGGUCCGAAUCAAAAUCAGAAUUUUGCAAACAAGGGUGGAUUUGGUGGAGGUGGAAAUCGCAACCGCAAUCGUGUCGGUAAUCAAAAUAGGUCGAAUUUUCCAAAUCAGAAUAAUGCAAACCUAAAAGCCGCAACAGAAGCACCAAAAGUGGAAGGAGGAAAUCUAAAUGAGAAAGCUAUCGAAGCUAACAGCAAUGCAAAUUUAAAUCAAGCUGCCCAAGCUCAAGCCCAACUUCAAGCUCAGGCCCAAGCUCAGGCUCAAGCCCAAGCUCAGGCUCAAGCUCAGGUCCAUGCGCACUCUCAAGCUCAAAACCAAGCAUUUAGAGUUCGCGGAGGCGGUGGUGGUGGUGGAAGUGGCGGCGGCGGUGGUGGUGGCGGCGGAGGCGGACAAGGCGGUGGACGCGAUAGAAAUCGCGGAUCCCGUGGUGGUGGAGGCGGCGGCGGACCUAACUCUGGCGGCGGUAACAACACACAGCGCGGCGAUGAUUUCUUUAUAGCCCAACGUCUUCGCAGCAUUAGUGGCCCCACCCACGAGCUACCGCCAAUCGAGGUCGCCCAGGAGACAAAGUUCUCUGGCCGCAAUCGUCUUUAUGUUGGCAAUUUGACCAACGACAUUACCGAUGAGGAAUUGCGCGAUAUGUUCAAGCCGUACGGCGAAAUAGGGGAGAUAUUUUCAAACCUUGAAAAGAACUUUACAUUCCUUAAGGUCGACUAUCACAUCAAUGCCGAAAAGGCCAAGCGUGCUUUAGACGGCUCCCUGCGGAAGGGUCGCCAAUUGCGCGUCCGUUUCGCACCAAAUGCAACCAUCUUGCGUGUUAGCAAUCUAACACCAUUUGUGUCCAACGAGCUGCUUUACAAGUCCUUCGAAAUAUUUGGACCCAUUGAGCGCGCCAGCAUCACGGUCGACGAUCGUGGCAAACAUUUGGGCGAGGGCACCGUUGAGUUUGCAAAAAAAUCAUCGGCCAGCGCCUGUCUGCGUUUGUGCAAUGAGAAAUGCUUUUUUUUGACAGCUUCGUUGCGUCCAUGCUUGGUGGAACCGAUGGAGGUUAACGAUGAUAACGAUGGAUUGCCUGAGAAGGCGCUCAAUAAGAAGCUGCAAGAGUUCAAUCAGGAGCGCAGCGUUGGUCCCCGUUUCGCCGAUCUAAAUUCAUUUGAGCACGAGUACGGCUCACGAUGGAAACAGUUGCACGAUCUCUUCAAAAGCAAGCAAGAUGCUCUCAAGCGUGAGCUCAAAAUGGAAGAAGAGAAGCUCGAAGCUCAGAUGGAGUAUGCUCGCUAUGAGCAAGAAACAGAGCUUUUACGCCAAGAACUGAGACAACGCGAAUCUGACAAUGAGCGCAAGAAAUUGGAAUGGGAAAUGCGUGAGAAGCAGGCAGAGGAUAUGCGUAAGCGCGAGGAGGAGACCAUGCGUCGCCACCAGACCGAAAUGCAGAGCCGUAUGGUGCGCCAGGAAGAGGAUAUGCGUCAUCGUCAGCAGAAGAACACACUGUUCAUGCAGGCACAGCAGCUGAACUCGCUGCUUGAUCAACAGGAAGGCUUUGGUGGUGGCAACGGGGGCGGCGGUGGCAACGGUGGCGGCGGCGGUGGUGGCAACUCCAAUUUUGAUAAUUUCGGAGGCAAUAGCAACUCGCCAUUCGAAGUAUUCAGAGGUAACAACAACUCAUCCAUGGCUGGCAACAAUGCCGGACCCGGACCCGGUGUAAACAGCCAGCAACAGGACGCCUUCGCUCCUUUUGAAUUUGGGGUUAACAAUAUGAACCAAGGCGGCAAUCAACGUGGAAAUAAUGGCGGAAAUAAUGUUCCAUGGGGACGUCGUCGUUUUUAGACAGCCGAUUGAAUGAAUGGACCAUAAUGGAUAAUCCGUAUAUCGGCAGUUUUAUUGAUUUACGUUGAACAUUUGACUCUUCACAAUUUUGUGAAUAUGCAUACAAAAACAAAAAAUCAACAACUACAACACAAACAAAAACAAAU